Molecule: messenger RNA, 3218 nt
Organism: Aspergillus ochraceoroseus IBT 24754
Lineage: Eukaryota; Fungi; Ascomycota; Eurotiomycetes; Eurotiales; Aspergillaceae
Product: ATP-binding protein
Exons: 1
Coding region: 110-3001 (963 amino acids)
Cellular component (GO): mitochondrial outer membrane
Molecular function (GO): ATP binding; ATP hydrolysis activity
Source: RefSeq, a predicted model, not a curated record
CUUCACCUCACAACCAACCCGAUUAAGGCGGACAUCUCGUUGCUGCAACAUCAGCAGUCUUACUAUACCCUGAUUCCGGUGGCAUCAUAUGCCCCGGAUGUACUCGCCAAUGCAGCAGGGCAGACUGCUUUGGUCUAGACCCUGCCGAUUUGUCGCGCGUCGCCGAUAUCCCGCCGUCACCGUAUCCCCUUUACGUCGCUUUCAUCUCUCCCAGGGGUACUUGUCCUCGAUACCCUCUGACCCUCACGAUUCCCGAGAUUCGGCCCCCGAAAAUACCAGCAGCGAUAUUUCCGCCCUCAAUGGCGAGCAGGCCCUCCCCGAACACAACUCUCCCUUCGUCGAGACCCCAGCGGAUCGAUCUACGAAAAAGGAAUCCAACCCCUAUGGCUCAGGGGUUCGCAGGGCACUCAGAAACAAAAGGCGCUCUAGGGAUACCGUUUCUCCCACAGUCACAGUCCCGGAGUGGUUUCGUGAGCGCAAUACUGUGCUCAAUGAUUCGGACGGCCAGGUUGCGGUAGAGUCGCAACAGCAAGUGGAUAUCUGCACGGCCGCGCGGGACACAGAUCAACCAACAGCUGAGGGACUUGCCUCGGGUGGUAGUGGAGAGGAGCCGCCUGCAUCUGAUGAGAAUACCCAACCAGAGAAUCGGUACGCGUUGAGGGAAGCUUUAUGGGAGGAGCUGCGCGCCUCUGCUAGGGCCGGUCUACGGCUCCCUCCUGCAAAAUAUGCUACGGAGCCCUCUGCACGCAAGUCGCAUCUUGUCCUGCAAUAUCCUGGAACUGAUGGCAUCCUGUUCUUGGAUGCGGUAAUAAAGAGACUUGCCCAGGAUCUCGGUGCUGAUCUGGUGACUCUCAACGCUCAGGAUAUUGCCCAACUCUGCGUUGAACAAGAUUUGGCGGAUACUGGUAGAUCCUCUCCCAUUCGGUUACUAGGCUACGAGGUGUACCGACCCUCAGUAUCGGAGUCCUGGCAAGAGUCGGGGGACGGCAUGAAUGAGGAAGACGACGCAGACGCAGACCUUAUUGAUACGUCGGGGCCACCACGGGCCGUUCGUUCUGGCAUCAGGAGUCCAAAGUUUAUUACCAUUGAAAGUUCUCGGGAUUCUGGGGAUAUUCCCAUUCCAAACUUGUUCGGUCUCAAGUCAUUAGUAGCGGCAAUCAAUGUCCCAGGCGAUAAUUCACUCAAUGCUGGAUCCUCGCAAGCUUCCUUCGACAGGGUAGAGGAACGGCGACUGCAGCUCAUGCAUGAGCUCAUUUCGUCGCCCAGCAAGCCCCAACCGCAAACGACCACAACUGUCCCCGCCGACCAAGAACCAACUUCUGAUAGCCCCGAAGGCUCUCGGCCUGAACAGGUUCGUGAUGUUAUUGUGCAAGUUCAGGACUACGGGGAGAUUCAGAGCACGCGCGAAGGCUCCAAGUUCAUUAAUUUGCUGCAAAAAGUCAUUCAGGACCGGAGAAAGGCUGGAAACCGGGUCUUGUUCAUCGGAACGUCGGCCCAAGAUAUCUCUCCAGAUACGGAUUCCUCAAGGUUAUUACAAAAUGCAUUUGACGAUCAGUUUUCUCAGAUGGUUGUUGUGACACCCGCAAUGAACUCCGAGAUUGCGGACAAGACAUUUGCCGAAGACCGAGGGAGGCGCACACUAGAUAUCAACAUCCGCCAUAUCCAGAGCAUGCUCCGGACAAGACUUGAUGAAAGCUCUUCGGCAGUGAAGGAUGAUAUUCUUCAGAACCGUUCCUGGCCCCUAGAGUCCUCUCUCUUAAAGGAGUCUGGUCUUGAUGAACGGUAUUGGUCCUAUAGCCAAGUUCAUUGGGCAGUGACCCUUGCUCUUGGGAAUCUCCAUACAGAUGAGUCCUUUGGUUUCGAGCAUAUUAAGCGAGGAAUUGAGAUGAUGCAAAAAACAGACUUUGCACGGAAGGAGUGGUUGCAGGAGCGGACCCCCAAAGCGAAGCCCAUAGAAACGGAGAAUAACAGAGAGCGGCUCCUUGCGUCUCUCCGCAAAACCUGCAAUGCACAUGAAAAGAAAUUGCUAAACGGCGUUGUUGAUGCCAACAGUAUUCGCACUACGUUCGCGGACGUUCACGUCCCUCCAGAGACCAUUGACGCACUGAAGACUCUUACUUCUCUUUCCCUCAUUCGACCCGAAGCUUUUACAUAUGGUGUUCUAGCCACCGACAAAAUCCCUGGCCUGCUUCUUUACGGACCUCCCGGUACUGGUAAGACCCUGCUUGCCAAGGCGGUAGCUCGUGAGAGUGGUGCUACCGUCCUCGAAGUUAGUGGGUCUGAAGUCUAUGAUAUGUAUGUUGGGGAGGGGGAGAAGAACGUCAAGGCAAUUUUUACCUUGGCCCAGAAGCUAAACCCCUGCGUCGUCUUUAUUGAUGAAGCGGACGCUAUCUUUUGCUCCCGUACCGGAGCCAGCAGUCGCACGUCCCAUCGCGAGCUGAUCAAUCAAUUCCUCCGAGAAUGGGACGGAAUGAAUAACCUUUCUACGUUUAUCAUGGUUGCGACCAACCGGCCUUUUGACCUAGACGACGCGGUGCUUCGUCGUCUUCCUAGGCGAUUACUUGUUGACCUCCCCACCGAGCAAGACCGUUUGGCCAUCCUCAAGAUUCAUUUGAAAGAUGAAACCUUGGAUGGCUCAGUAGACCUUGCAGAAUUAGCGCGCCGUACACCUUUGUAUUCCGGUUCAGAUCUGAAGAACAUGUGUGUUGCAGCCGCCUUGGCCUGCGUUCGGGAGGAAAACGCAUUGGCGGCACAACAUGAUAUGAGGGACGGCGCAUACCAGUAUCCCACGCGACGCACCCUGACCUGGCAACACUUCACCCGGGGAAUGGAAGAAAUUAGCGCCUCCAUCAGCGAAGACAUGUCGUCUCUCUCCGCAAUCCGCAAGUUUGACGAGCAGUACGGAGACCGCAAAGGCCGACGCAAAAAGAGCCCUGGAUGGGGAUUUACGACUCCUGGCAUGAACGAAGCCGGACCAGACGCAGCUCGUGUGCGAACCUGAGACUGACUGACUGCUUUCCAUUUCAGAGAAUGAUGUUUGAUAGCGCGAUAUUUCCCUCCAAAUAGAGUGUUAGACUGGGUUAUGCCGGGAGACUUGGGGUUUUUGUAUCGUGCGAUGACCUCUGUACCACCACCGAUAUUUUUUGUUCUUCCCCCUUAUUAGCGACGAUCCGAGAUGUACCAACAGUUAGAUCAAAACGAAGUAUAUAUUAUUUGAA